Talpa occidentalis (Iberian mole) is the source of this 8449-nucleotide messenger RNA. It is a transcript of the gene PRR3, whose product is annotated as proline rich 3. Bases 677 to 1240 code for a protein of 187 amino acids. The record is from RefSeq and is a predicted model, not a curated record. The transcript has 4 exons. Gene Ontology annotation, molecular function: RNA binding; metal ion binding. Lineage: Eukaryota; Metazoa; Chordata; Mammalia; Eulipotyphla; Talpidae.
GCCGCCGCUCCCACCCGGGCGCGACCUCAGGGCAAGGCUCAGACCGCGUGUCCCGGGAAUGUAGCCAGUUGCUGGGCUACGCCGGGGACAGAGUCGAGACUUGGAGGGGCGGGAGCGGCUGAAGAGUGCGGGGAGCCGCCCCGCCGCGACCCAAAGCCCCUGUGGGAACUGUGGUGAGGAGCAGUUUACAGAUCGUCAGUGCCAGCGCGGGCGAGGAGAGAAACCCAGCUCCGGACUUUUGGAGCGAGGUCAGAGGGCACGAAGUUGUGCGUGCAGCUGCUACCAUAGUAACCCGGGGACCGGAUGUGGCGAUCUUAGGACGCGACGGUCCUCGCUCUCCUCAGGCCUUCUGGCCCCAGAGCCUGUGGACUCUAUGACACUCCGAGAGGAGCCGGCUGGGGUUUUUUCGGCGAGAAGACAAGAGAAGAAUUUUUGAAAGAAUUUAUAUAAAUACAGCAAAAGGAAUGCUGGAGACGGCCGCCAUGCCUGGCAGAGACCGAGAGAGGCGAUUUAGGUAAGAAUCAGCUGCACAAAGGCUCCCCGCAGCCUUCCGGAAGUGAAAUGGCGGGAGCCCCAGUCUCACUGUCCAUCGCCCCCCCGGAAACGGAAACAGAAUCCCAGUGUGCCCCUUCCUCACUGCCCUCCAAAUCCCGCUGCAGCCAUUGCCGCAACCACGAUGCCGAAACGAAAGAAGCAGAAUCAGCAGCAGCCGCCGCAGCAGCAGUUCGCAUUACCAGAUCGGGAAGACACUGGAGACGAGGAGGAUGGGAGCCCCAUCGGACCUCCCAGCCUCCUGGGCCCUCCCCCCAUGGCCAAUGGAAAACCUGGUGACCCCAAGUCAGCUCUUCACAGAGGUCCUCCAGAAUCAAGGGGACCAAUGAUCCCAGCCCUGCUGAGUCUCCCACCUCCUCCCCGGGGCAGAGGCCCAAUUCGGGGAGGCCUAGGUCCCAGGUCUGGCCCAUAUGGUCGUGGUUGGUGGGGGGUCAAUGCUGAACCUCCUUUUCCUGGACCAGGCCAUGGAGGUCCCUCCAGGGGAGGCUUUCACAAAGAGCAGAGAAACCCUCGAAGGCUCAAAAGCUGGUCUGUUAUCAAGAAUACCUGCCCACCCAAGGAUGGACCCCAGAUUAUGGAAGACAAAUCUGGCCGUCCUGUCUGCCGACACUUUGCUACAAAGGGCCACUGUCGAUAUGAGGACCUCUGUGCCUUCUACCACCCAGGCGUCAACGGGCCUCCGCUGUGAGACUGUGCCUUCCUGUCCAGGCUGGAAGGAGCCCUCUGUGACCUGGCGGCCAUAUAUUUCCCUGUGGCCCUGUGAUGGCUACUGUGAGGCUGUUUCACCCACCACCCUCAGUGACGCCCACCCCAUCUGCCAUCUCCCCCAUUUGGGGUCCAGAGUUGUGUUUCAUCACUGCUGCGCGGUGUACACUCUUCCGAUCCAGCCUCCAGAGACUCGCCAUUGGGACCCCAUCUUUGCACCCUUCAACUGCCUCCCGGAUCCUCGUCCCCCUCACCAAAUGACUGCUGAACAGGAAACCUCUUUGGUGCUGUUUCUUGUGCAUCUGUUCGCCCAGCCCCCCAUAUCGCCCUCGAUUCCUGAGAGCCCCAGAGCAGUUGCCUACCAUUCCCUUCUUCUGGCUGCUUGUUUUAAGUCCUUUUUAUGUGACACUCUCCACCUCCGAUGUUGUCAGCUGCUUGUGAAACUCACCAGGUUGUCUCCCUGGGUCAAAUUUGGAUGACUGGUGCAGAGUGACUCCCUGACAGGCCACUCUGCCCUGCUUUUGGGUUCCGUAGUUUCUGCGUCUGUGGCAUGACCCCCGCCGCUAUGGUCUGUGAUCACUGUGCUUUGUGAAACCGUGCAUCCCCUCGUAGUCUUUCUCAGUGUGUGUGUGGCAUUUUUGUGACUUCCCAACACUAGAGUAGUUUUUCUGCCAAAAUGAGUGAGGCUCUUGGUGCCCUCUAGAGUUUUCCCUACCUCCCAACAUGGGAGAAUUGUGAGACUUUCCCAGGACUGCCUCCCCGGUCCUCCCUGUUCUCCCAGUUUCGUUUUUUCUGGGUCUGACACAAGCCCAUGAGGUGUGCUCGGAAGCCUCUGAGGGACCCCCUCUCCAGCCCAUUUUAGUUAGACGACAUCAUUGUGAGGCCACCAGCCCUUUUGUUGGAAUUCUGUGAAUCUCCUCCUGGCUUACUCAGGUGGAACCUGGACAGUACUGUCGCCUCUUCCGGCCUUCUUCCCCCGCACCCCUGGCCCUGGUUGUUUUCUGUGAAAACGGCAGUGGACAGGUUCAGUUUUGAACUGGCCCUGAGGAAACGAGUCAGGAGUUGUGUGGGCAGGAGGGAGGGAUGAGAGCUGUUGGAGAAUUGAGAAUGAUUUUUUUUUCUUUUUAACAUUUUUUUUAUAUUAGUAAUAAACGCAGUGGAAAUAAGCAUUUUCUUUAAUCCCUGUGUUCUACUCAUCUCUGCAGGGGUAGAUGAGGCUAUUCUUGUCAGAAUCAUUCUGUCCUUUAGUUCAUACACAGAGGUGAUGGGGAGAGGCAAAGGUUAAGUUUCCACUCUGAACCAAUAAGGUCCCAUCCACCUUUAAGCAUCAAUUAGACCGGUCACAUGAUGGUCAAAGGUAAAGUUUUGUAGGAUAAAGGCCUUGUAUCCAUGGAGUGUAAAUAUGUUCCCCGUGUUGGCUUUAGGUUUAUGGAGUGGUUAUGACAAAAGUCUUUUAAUGAAUAUUUGUAGAGUGCCUGUGAGCCAGGCAACAUACUAGGCACUAGAGAAACAGGACCAGGCCAAUGAACUUGAAAUCUACAGGGGGAGACAUGUCACUAAACAAUCACAGAUAGUAUAGUCAGCCCUGUCAAAAGUGCUGUGAAGAGCUAAGUCGUUAACAAAAGGGGAAAGAUGACAACUGAACCAAACUCCUAAAGACAAGAGGUGGGUGGGCAAGCGGAGUACAGAUAAAAGUGUUUACUAGAGGGCAAGGAUGGGGGUGUGGCAGAAGGGAGAGGAUCUGGAGCACUUGGGGCCCUGAAGGACAUGGGACCUGUGUCUAAGGAACCUUUGAAGAGUUUUAGAUGGAGAAGCAUCAGGGCUUAGAUUGGUUUUUCAGAAACAUCAGCUCUGGACCUGACCAAGCUUAAACCUUAAGACUAGAAGUUUGAGCCAUCCAGGUGAGUCCUGGUGGUGACAUGCGCUGGAGACACAGGCUGGAGAAAAGUGGGCAUUUGGAAAUAAGGGGUCAAAUGAGUAUUUUAGGUUUCUCUGGGCUAGUUCUGGCUGAUAUCUGUUAAGUGCCAUUUAAAGAGGAAAGGUUUUGGGAAAAAAUAGGCAGAAUGACUUAAUUUGCUUUGGGGAUGGUUGAAUCUAAGCUGAAUUUUUAAGAUAUCCAAAGAAUGUAAAGAGAAAACUCAGUUUUACCUCCUGUCUGAGGAAAAACCUAGUUCUUAGUUUCUUCCCUGUGAGUGUCCUUUACUAGCCACACAGCAUCCUUCCCUUCUUGCCACGUAUGUGGCUUUACCUGACAAUGACGCCAGCUGGCUGGCCUACAAUUUAAUUAAAUUCUGACAAUAUGUUCCAAAGAUAGGUAGAGAGCUGGUUCCCACAAGACUGUCCCCUCCCUCUUCCCCCAGCGCACACUUCAGAUGCCAGUCAAAAGCUCAGCUUGUAACCUAUACCUCUGACCAACCGCCUAGAGACAGGUUGCACUCACCCUCCCCUUGAGUUGGGCUAGUGUACUAGCUCACAGCACUUAGGGACACAUUUAACAUUUACUGUUUACUAAAGGAUAUGCUAAAGGAUGCAAUGAACAGCCAGGUGAUAUACAUAGUGCAAGGUCUGGGAGAGUCCCAAGGGCAGAGGAACUUCCGUCCCUGUGGAGUGGGGUGCUUCACACAGCCUGGGUGUGUUCACCCACCUGGAAAGCCCCAAACCCCAUUCCCCACACCCCCACAUACAUACUACUGCAAUUUGAUAGUUUUCUCAUAGAUACAAUCAAAUUCUAACUCCAUUCCUAGCCCCUCACCCCUCUGCAGGAUGAGGGGAGGGGCAGAAAAUUCCAUGUUUCUGAUCAUGCCUUGAUCUUUCUGGUUACCAGUCCCCAUUCAGGAAUCCACCCAGAAUCACCUCAAUAGAAUAAAAAAUGCUCUUAAUGUUUUCAUCACUUGGUAAUUUGCAAGGGUUUCAGAAGCUCUGUAGCAGAAACCGGGGGCAAAUUAUAUAUAUACAGUACAUCCACAUACCUACUCUUUUACACAGUGAGAUAUAAAGUAGAAGGGUGAAAUUUAAUGUAUAGAUUUGAUAAUCAGAUUAAAACUAGAAAUAUAAACCUGAGUUAUCGCUACGUAGAGGCUGGUGGAAGCCAUGAGCAUAGAUAGCUUCACUCACUCUAAAUAGUAGGCCCUGACUAUGGCCCAGUUUAUCAGAUUUAGGUUCAAUGUAACAGAAACCAAAAUUAGUUUUAAAACAAGAUAGGUUAUUUCUCUUCCAAAUCAAGAGGUAAGCAGUCCAAGGAAAUCAUGGCAAUCAGGGCCUCCCUGGUAGCCUAAGGGUUUAGUCUCAGUGCUAUCACCUCUCGGUUCUAAGUUCCACUCCCGCCAGGGAGCUAAACCACCUGGCCAGGCAGACCUCUCCUGUCUUGCCUGCUGCUCCCCUCAGCAGCGUAUUUCAGUGAUCCAUGUGUUCUGUUCCCCAUUCUGUCUCUGGUGAACCCUCUCACCCACCACACCUCUGGCCUAGACCCCAGUUCUUCUACGCAUAAAUCUUUAAAAAAAAAAAAAAAAAAGGCAUGACAAUCAGCACCACGGGUCCUCAGGAGUUCAGAAGGCCUCUUCCCCGCAGCAUUCAGCUCCACCAUUCCUGAUGUCUGUCCCUCCUACUCACAGUCCAAAGUGAAACUCUAACUUGCAUCCAUACUCCAAGAUUCAGGAGGAAGAAGGGCAAAGGACACCAACCACUUGGCAGGAAAUUUCCCAAAAGGUAAAAAAGGUCUUAAAUUUACAUGCCACUAGCCAUAUUUAGUCCUAUGAGUGAGGUUCAGAAAACUACUCUAUUCACACAGCAAUAAGUUAAGCAAAUAUUGGACUUCAGCUGGUGAAAAUGUUAGGGUGGGAUGAACCUCCUCUACUACCCACUCAAUGCUAAAAUUUAGGGGUGGGUGAACUGGAGAACAAAAAAAUGCCAAUGCCCCCCAGCCAAAGACCCUUGGGAACACCUAGUAAAGUCAAAGUUGGAUUUAUUCGAUGGGAGAAGCAGGUGAGACAGGAGAGGUCUCUGCGCCAUGUGGGUUGCUCCCUGGCCAGCCGGGAAUCGAACUCUUGCAGUGGCUUUGGAUAACUUGAUAGUGCUGUCUUUAACUCCUGUGCCACCAGGGAGGCACUGGGUUUAUUCUUUGCAGAGGUCUGAUUAAGAGAGGGUGAGAAAUGACAAGAUUGAGGUUUGUCUUAGGUGAUUUAAGGAAAAGUUCCAAGAAGCAAAACCAUUCUGGAUUGGGUGCUUUCGGGAACAAGAGCAAUUCUAUGAUCACAUGUAUCAGUUAAUCUCAAUUAGAAGGGGAAAAUGAAACAUAGCAAGACUGUAACGUAAGAAAGCAUUCAUUCAUUCAUUUUAGCUAGCAGAGGGGGCUAUUUAGUAUUUAAAGUUUACAGAAUAACCUUGUUUUUGUCUGUGCUUAGACAAGAUCAUGAACUUUGACCUAUAUCACCACUGAAGGACCUUGUCUGACAUUGGAGUCCUGUGAGAUUAUGGCCUAGCUGUUAAGGUCAGGUCAGUUCCUAGUUGUCAGUCACUUUAAAAAAAAAAAGAUAUAUUUAUUUAUACAUACAAGAACUGGGGUACAGACCAGAGGUGCAAGGGGUGAGAGGAUUCACAAGAGACAGAACGGAGAACAGAACAGGCAGACUGAAAGAAAUACACUGCGGAGAGGAGCAGCAGGUGAGACAGGAGAGAUCUGCUGUGCCAUGUGAGCAGCUCCUUGGCCAGCUGGGGAUCGAACUUCUGUGGCAGAGGCUGUGGAUAUCUUCACAGUGAUGUGCUUAACCUCUUGCACCACCAGGGAAACCCUGUCAGGCGCUUUUUCUCAAUAGUAAGCAAGCAUGUAGGUUGUGAUUAAUGAUUUAAAUGAAGAAAUGAGGUACUAUGUAGAGAAUAAUAGAUGGUAAGUUGCUCAAGAUGUGAGGUGUAGGCCAGAGGUACGGGGAGGAGGGUGAGAGGAUUUCACCAGAGACAGAGUAGGGAGCAGAACAGGCAGACUGAUUGAAAUACACUGCUGAGGGGAGCAUCGGGCAAGACAGGAGAGGUCUGCUGUGCCUUGUGGAUCAGCUCCCUGACCGGGGAUCGAACUCCUGCAGCAGUGGCUGUGGAUAGAUUCAUAGUGCUGUGCCUUAACCCCUUGCACCAUCAGGGAGGCCCCCAGAACUUAGUUUUGGGGACCUCUGUCAUUUCAUGGCCAAGUGAAGACAGAUAAAGAUAAGCCUCCUAGAGGAGUGAGGAGGGAUGACUAGAGAGGCAGGGAGAGAUUUGGGUAUAGUGUCUUCCGGGUGUAUGCUCUGUGCCCAGUGCCAAGCUUUGUACACAUUGUCUUAGUAAGGCUUCACAUUCAUUCAAAGAAUAUUUCAGUGCCUACUCUGGGCCAGGGACUGUUUUAGGAUCUGGGCACAUUUCAAUGAAAAGGACAUAACCCCUCCAUGUGUAGUGCUUAUGAUCUAAUGAAAAUGACAGUGUGUAGGUAUGUGUGUAAUGUGUAAUGAAAUCUUUUUUUUAAGAUUUUUUUAUUUAUUUAUACAAGAACUGGAGUACAAGCCAGAGGCGCCGGAGGGUGAGAGAAUUCACCAGAGUCGGAGCAGAGAUCAGAGCAGGCAGACUGAUGAAGUACACUGCUGAGGGGAGCAGCGGGCGGCAGGAGAGGGACCCUCUCCUGGCGGCUGGGGAUCGAACCGUGCUGCAGAGGCUGCGGGCAGCUUCGCUACCCAGCGCUCAAAUGCUACGCCACCAGGGAGACCCCUGUAAUGAAAUUUUAUAGUAAAAAGUACUUAGAAGAAAAACUAAGUAAAGGAGAGGGUUGGAGAGUGACAAGUGGAAGAGAAUACUACAAUUGAUAGUGCUUCCUGGAGGAGGUAGCAGGUCUAAAUUAAAUGAGAGAGCAACCAACCAUAUGCCUAUGGGGAAGUGUAUUCCAGAACUAGGGAACAGCAAGGGCAAAGGCCCUGAAGCAGGAAUGAGUUUGAUAUAUAUAUAUAAAGUAAAAUAGAAGCCAGUGUGGUUCGACUGUGGGGGAAUGAGAUCAGGAAGCUUGACAGGCACCUGGUCAUAAAGAGCCCUGUAAAUAGGGGCGGUUAGCCCUAAAGGUCACUGCAGGGGAAGGUGCAGCACCAAAUAAAGCAUUUAGAUUUUAUUCUGAGUAUUUUGAGCAAUGAUUCAUGUUUAAAACUCACUACUGACUGUAGGUAUGAAAGUUAGACUAGACAAUGGGAAUGACAGCAGGGAAACAAGUUAGGAGGCUGCUUUGGUGUUUCCAGGGAAAGAGAUGGUGGCUUGGUCCGAAGUAGAGGUGGAGAGACAUAGGUAGAGUGGGGAUGUUUUCAAAUCUCCCAGGUGGCACAGUGCUGUGAAGCUGUCCGCAGCCUCUGCAGCGCGGGUUCGAUUCCUGGCUGGCCAAUGAGAUAACCACAUGGCGUGGCAGACCUCUCCUGUCUCACCUGCUGCAGCCCUCAACAUUGCUUUGGGUCCAUCUGCCUGUUCUUUUUCUGGUGAAUUUUCUCAUCCUCCCAUACCUCUGGCCUGUAUAAAUAAAUAAAUAUUUAAAAAACUCACUUGAUGGCAACUCCAUCUUUCUAGUUGCUCUGGAUACAUUGGUAUCAUCCUUUGUUUCUUUGAUCAUACCUGAUAUCAAUUCACUAACAAAACCUGCGGAUUCUUUUUUCAAUGUCCUGAAACCAGCCCCUUUUGCCACUUCUAUUAUUGUAACAAGGUGGUCCCCAGGAAAAGGGGAGGUUCCAGGUUCCCUGUCCCACCCAAAGGAAGGUGGAGCUGAGCAGGGAGGAGAAGAAGCUGGACAGGAGACUGAAAAAGGAAGAAAACAGGAUGGAGAGCAAGAAGGACACCUGAAGAAGGCACAAGGAGCGCAAGGAGCAGAGAGACAUGUGAAGAAACUAUGUUUGCUUCUUGGUCCUGGACUGGUUGACAUAGAAGUGGUUGAGAGACCCGUGGGGAGGUUAACAAUGGCAGCUUUAUCUUGAUUUUAUCUUUAUCUUUGAUUUUGCUCUUUUCCUCCCAGACUUGUUUGAUUGCUUCUGACCCUUUCCUAUGGGUCCCUGCUAGAAAGUGCUUUAGAUUUAGGGCAGGCUUUUGGGCCCUGCUUUGGGCCAACCCUGUUUGGCUAGACAUUUACCCACAAGGAGAUGGUAACUUUGGGUGCUUAAUUUGGAAACUAUAUUCUUUGUUUUUUCUGUAUUUCACACUAAUUGUA